This is a messenger RNA of Spodoptera litura, 2883 nucleotides long. RefSeq lists its product as uncharacterized. Lineage: Eukaryota; Metazoa; Arthropoda; Insecta; Lepidoptera; Noctuidae. The record is from RefSeq and is a predicted model, not a curated record.
UUUAUUUUAAUUCGUAAUGGUGAGCGGGUAGACCUGACUUCACUGCCGGCUACAGAACGUCGUCAGACGAAGGAAAUUACCAAAUAUGAUCAGUUUUCAACUAUUUCUUCUUACAACAUUGAUGGUUAAUGUAUGGAGCAAUCUGAACAGUCCCGUCAGGUUCAAAUAUUUGACGAACGAGAUCUUAAAAUUAAAUAUUGUACUGAAAAAUGUACCUCCCGAUAUCACACAGUAUCUGCUUCACGUGCAAACAGACCGACACCCACCGAACAUAUCAAGAAUAGACCCUCAAGACGGAAUAUACACUAUACAAUCUAGACUGAAUGUCAAGUAUGUAGUGGUUGAUUUGGAGAUCAAAGACAAUAGUCAUGCGUCUUGCGCUACUCUUAAUAUCCUAAAUGGCACAAAGAGUAUGGGCGUGAAUGAACGAUCUGAAUUCGAGCGACAAUGUUUGAUGAAUUAUGAUAAAAGAUACUGUUCAAUAGAAGUAGAUUUCAAGAACACAUGUAAAGAUUCGCGUUUGGAAUGUAAUAUAAAAGAGAAGACAUUAAUCUGUUUCUCUGGUAACAUUGAGCGUUCCGAGGUGACAUGGUCUCAGCAAUAUAUAGAACAUAAAGGUCGUUAUUUUGGACUUCAGACUAAAGUGAACGGGACAAGUUAUAUAAAAAUGAAAAUUUACAAAUUCGACAACAACUCUGAGGUCUCGAUGAAAUCGACAUUUUCAAAGAAAUAUUACACCGUGUCAAUACCGGUGGAUGAAGCUGAGGAUUACGAGAUUGAGACAUUGUAUAUUGAUAAGAAAAAUACUACCUACACGUUUACCUGUAGAGAUGCUAACAGCAAAGUCGGCGUUUUGUAUGAUAACAGUUCAAAGUUGACGAUUUACGCAAAUAACAUUGAAAGUUGGAGUAGGCAGAGUGAACCACUCAACAGAUAUGUUUGUUGUGUCCAACACAAGAUUUAUAAUAAGGACGACGGUUUGGGCAUAGAAAGAAUAGUCAAUCAAUUUACACAAAUACGUGACAAACCCACACAAGAAAUUAUAAAACCAAUGUGCACAUUGCAAGCAGGCUAUAUUUUGCACUGUGAGUGCAUGGAAACUCAAAAUGAUUCAUUACACAACUACAAGUGGUCACAAGUCACUACUGAAAACGACGAAAUUGGUACAAAAGAUAAAGAAAUAUGGUCGUAUGAAACGAAAUCACCGAUUCUGAAGAUGCUCAUUUAUAAAUUUGAUAAUAAUACUAUGAUAACAUGCGAAAAAAAAUCACAGGGCACCACGAAACAAACUAAUAAUAACCCAAUUUCUAAGACAUAUACGAUAAAAAUACCAGGGGGUAAAACAGUACAAUACAAUACGUGGAAAGAUAUAAAUGAAACUAUUUCCUUCUCCAACUCUGAAAAGGUCCAGGUCAACUGCUCAACGAACGCAUUGGUGGGUUUAAUCUACCACAAGGAUGAAAUAAUUGAGCGACAAUAUUCGACAUCUUUUUCUAUCAAGAACCAUGCUCAUACAUUGUACAAAGCUUGCUGUAUUUACUUCGAAAAUAUCGGUGCCGAUUUAAUAAGAGAAAUCAAACACAUUUCGCUACUUGUAAAUAUCCAAACAAACGAUCCAGUUACUCCGAAGACGACAACAUCGCCUGUGGAACCAGUGUCCGAUAACCAGGACGAAGCAGAGUCUACUACAAGCAACGUUGGACUCUAUAUAGUCCUACCGACAUUACUAAUUGUUAUUAUUCUACUUUUAAUAAUUGCUUUACGUUUCAAGAAACGACUGAAUCCUCGAGAAUCGCAGCAAAUGCUUCAAUUAGAGACUUAUGGCACCACUGAAAAGGUUCUGUAUGCAGAAUUGGCACUACAACCAAGGAAUGAUGUUCGAGUGCCAGUUCAAACCAACGAAUCGCCAUAUGCAGAAAUAGUUGGAGUACUGAAUGAAAACCGGGGUAAACCACCGCAACUAACUAGGUCAAGAGCGGCUUAAGCCUAAAGAGGCGUAGUUAGUACGAAUUUCAUUUUCGUUUAAAGUAUUCGAUACGCGUACGCGUGCGGCGCUCUGAUUGGCCGGCGCCAAUGAACCAACCAAUCAGAGCGCCGAACGCGUACUCGUUACGUUUACUAACGUACAACUAAUUCGUACUAAGGUCUCAGAGCACCCUUAGGCAAGCACCUUGUAGGCGCAUCUAACUUUUUUGCACUUUAUAAGCAGUUGGGCACAAGCGCUUAAGCUCUGUAACCAGGCGCCCUAGGCAUUUGCGUAGAGAUAUACGGCCCUGAAUUAGGUACAGAACAAAAAAUAAUGUACCAUACACAUCAUUUUGGCCGAAAUGUGUUAUAUUAUAUAUUAUUUGUAAAUAGUUAUCUUUAAAAUCCUUUUUUGUUACAUAUUUUAUCUAGUAAUAUUUUUUAUAGGAACUCUAUGGCGGAGUAACCAGUUGCCGCUAUAAAUAAAAUGUAUACAACUCUAUAGAGUUCCAUUUGGAAUCUGCUUGGUUGCGCAACCAGCUUGUAUAUUUUGUUGGUAGCGGCGACUGGUUUCGCCGCCAUGGUGUACCGAUUAAAUAUAUCCCUAAGGAAACAUUAUUUAAGUGUUAAUCAGUUUCUUAUGUCUUUGUCAAUGUUUUAAUUGUUAGUUAUGUAUUUAAAAUUGUACUGAAUAUUAGAUAUUAUGUACCUAUGUGCCUAUGUACAGUUUUUAUAUGUAUGGUGCUCUAUUGUAUGUGUGUACAUAAUAAAUAAAUAUUAAAUGUUAAUAUAGUUUAUUUUCCUGUCAAAUAUAUAUUUCUGUUUAGGUAAAUUCACAUAAUUAGAAUUACGGUUUUUGUCCCCGAAGGGGUAGGUAGAGGGGCAAAUUACGUCACUUAAUCCCACUGUACAAUGUAC